Molecule: messenger RNA, 2006 nt
Organism: Falco peregrinus (peregrine falcon)
Lineage: Eukaryota; Metazoa; Chordata; Aves; Falconiformes; Falconidae
Gene: SFXN2
Product: sideroflexin 2
Exons: 12
Coding region: 34-1128 (364 amino acids)
Biological process (GO): serine import into mitochondrion; monoatomic ion transport
Cellular component (GO): mitochondrial inner membrane
Molecular function (GO): monoatomic ion transmembrane transporter activity
Source: RefSeq, a predicted model, not a curated record
CAGGGUGGCACACAGUGUAGCACCACGGGGAGCAUGCAGUGCAGUGCCGCAGCAGUGCAGGGCUAUGUACUGCUAUGGGAAACAUGUAGUGUGGUACCACGGGGGAUGCAGUGUAGUGGCGUGAGGGAGAGCAUGACUGUUGCGGAGACCCACACCAAAAUGGCCACCGUUCCCCUUGGUUUCAACAUCGACGCCCCACGCUGGGACCAGAGCACUUUUGUGGGGCGCCUGAAGCAUUUCCUCAACAUCACUGACCCGCGGACGGUGCUGGUGCCAGAGGAAGAGCUGGACCGGGCCAAGGCACUGGUGGAAGGCUGCAGGGCUGGGCUGGUGCCUCCAGGAAGCAGCCAGGAGCAGCUGCUCUAUGCCAAGAAGCUGUACGACUCAGCCUUCCACCCUGACAGCGGCGAGAAGAUGAACCUCAUUGGGAGGAUGUCCUUCCAGGUGCCAGGGGGCAUGGCCAUCACCGGCUGCAUGCUCCAGUUCUACCGGACGGUGCCUGCAGUGGUUUUCUGGCAGUGGGUGAAUCAGUCCUUCAAUGCCCUCGUCAACUACACCAACCGCAACGCUGCCUCCCCCAUCACACUGAGGCAAAUCGGGGUGGCUUACUUCACAGCCACUGGUACAGCACUGGCCACCGCGGUAGGGCUCAACCUCUACACCAAGCGAGCCCCCCCCUUGCUGGCCCGCUGGGUCCCCUUUGCGGCCGUGGCUGCUGCCAACUGUGUCAAUAUCCCCAUGAUGCGGCAACAGGAGAUCAUCAAUGGAGUCACAGUGACAGAUGGGGACAACAAUGAGCUCGGCCACUCCAGGAGGGCGGCAGUAAAGGGCAUCGCACAGGUUGUGGUCUCUAGGAUCACCAUGGCAGCACCAGGCAUGAUUAUUUUGCCCAUCAUCAUGGAGCGACUGGAGAAAUUCCCAUUCAUGCAGCGGAUCCGGGUUCUCCAUGGGCCUCUGCAGGUGCUGCUCUGUGGGGGCUUCCUCCUGUUCAUGGUACCAGCAGCCUGCGCCCUGUUCCCACAGAGAUGCUCCCUUGCAUUGACUGACCUUGAGCUGGAACUGCGUGACAGUAUCGUGGCCAAGUAUGGGGACAAAGUGCCAUACGUCUACUUUAACAAGGGACUGUGAAUGGAAACUACCUCAGAAGCCGUUGCACCCCUCCAGCCUUCUGUCACCAGCAGCUCUACAUUCCCUGAGCAGGGCUCAGAAGCAUGGUCCAGCCAGAUCUGCCCCCCAGCUCAGCUGCCUCCUUCCUCUGGAGAGGCAGGAUCUGGCUCUCUGCCCAGCUUGCAGCACUUUGCCUUGUCCUGAGCCUCCUGCCACGUGCUGCUGGCUGUGUCCCUGCCUCCCCAUGUCCCUCUUGCUCUGGGCAGUGGCUGCACUUCCCGUGCCUUUUGCCCAGCGCAGGAGGAUCUGCCCAGCCUGUCUGAACUUCACAUGGUCACUGGGCUUGAGCCCGCAAGGCGCCAGGCUCUCUCCCUCAUGGCUCAGAUCACAGUCCUACCUCCGAAAGCAGGUGCUCUGCCAUUGAACCAGGAACCAAACCAUACUGCUGCCUUAAACCACCACAGUGGCCUCUUACCAUGAUCUGGAUCAUGCCUUGGCAGGCAGGAAGGGACCUGUCCCCUCUGCGCAGGGAUCACUCCAAAGUCCAGGGACCAAUGUUUGGACCAUGCCUUCCUUGCUUUCAGGUUCAGAUUUUAUCCACUUUGUAAUUGCCACAAUCUAGGAGAGAAAUAAGUAAUUGUUUUUAAGCUUUAAUUUUUUCAAUCUAGCCAUUCCUGAGCAAGAGAGUCAGCCGUCACCCUUGUCCCACAUCUCACCAUCCCCAUGGUAGCAUCAAGGACCUGCAGCUUUGGUGGACAGUUGAUUCUGGCCCCCCUUGGACAGGGAGGAGGAGACACAGGACUCACAAAGCUGUUGAGGCAUUAAUUCAGGCUCUGAAUAGCAGCAAUAUAAACAACAGAGAUGAGGGUUGAAAAAUAAAAUGUGAUUUUUAAAAAACA